CGAGGCCGUUUCCGGUUUCGCUGACGUUUCCAUGAGGACGUAGUCUGGCACGCGCUGCUCCCGCCGCUGUCACAGCCUGUUGCUGUCCGAGUGCGCGCGCGGCUGCUCUGUUCUACAGGCUCGACCCGGUUCCGUUCUGACGUCAUGCCCACAGCCAGUGAGAACGCUCUGUUUGGGAUGGGUAAUCCCCUGCUGGACAUCUGUGCCGUGGUGGACAAAGACUUUCUGGACAGGUAUGGCCUGAAGCCCAAUGAUCAGAUCCUAGCAGAAGAGAAGCACAAAGCACUGAGGAGGAAUAAAACAUUCUGUACAGUGGAAGGUUUGGUGAGUGAUAUGACUACUGUGAGAAACACCGCCACCUGCUGGUUUGAUGAGCUUGUGAAGAAGAGUAAAGUGGAGUACCAUGCAGGCGGCUCGACACAGAACUCUGUUAAAAUUGCACAGUGGAUGAUCCAGGAGCCCCACAAGGUGGCGACGUUUUUCGGCUGUAUAGGGAAAGAUCACUUUGGGGAGAUCCUGAAGCAGAAAGCGGCUGAAGCUCACGUGGACGCUCAUUAUUACGAGCAGAACGAACAACCGACAGGAACCUGCGCAGCCUGCAUCACCGGGGACAACAGGUCUCUGGUUGCUAACCUGGCAGCUGCAAACUGUUACAAUAAGGAGAAACAUCUGGAUCUGGAGAGUAACUGGAAUCUGGUGGAGAAAGCGAGAGUCUACUACAUUGCUGGUUUCUUCCUGACCGUAUCUCCGGAGUCAGUGUUGAAGGUGGCCAAGCACGCGAGUGAACACAACAAGAUCUUCAGCCUGAACCUGUCGGCUCCCUUCAUCAGUCAGUUCUUCAAAGGGCCGCUGAUGAGCGUCAUGCCCUACGUCGACAUCCUGUUCGGCAACGAGACGGAAGCAGCUACGUUUGCAAAGGAGCAGGGAUUGGAGACGGAUGAUAUAGAAGAGAUUGCGCACAGGGUGAAGCUCCUCCCCAAAGUGAACAAGAACAGACAGAGGAUUGUGGUGUUCACUCAGGGGCAGUAUGAUACCAUAGCCACUGUGGGUGAGAAGGUGACGAGGUUCCCGGUGUUGGACAUUGAUCAGAAUGAUAUUGUGGACACUAACGGAGCAGGAGACGCUUUUGUAGGAGGGUUCCUCUCUGAGCUGGUUCAGGAGAAAUCUCUGGAGCAGUGUAUCUAUGCAGGUCACUACGCUGCUAACGUCAUCAUCCAACGCUCCGGGUGCACCUUCCCCGAGAAACCGGACUUUCAUUAACAAGCCUCUCUCUCGUUCUCUCUCUCGUUUUCUCUCUCUCUCUCUCUCGCUCUCUCUCUCUUGCUCUCUCUCUCUCCCUCGCUCUCCAUAUCCACCUCUUUCUCCUACAUCUUAAGCGACAUGACUCCCGUGCCUCUACAUUUGUUUACAGUUGUUUCAAGGGCAUUCUUAAGCAAAAAAAACUAAAAGUUAUAAUGUCUUAAACUUGUUCGGUUGAGAACCAUGCAGAGUACAGCACUUCCCGAGCCGCCUCCAUGUAUCAGUGACAGGAAGUGAUGCGUGAGCUCAGAUUUUUACACACAUACAAGUCUUGGAGAAAGAAUCAAAGAUGAACUUUUUUUUUAGGUCCAAAUGAGACGUUCUGGUUGUAUAAAUCUAUGGAAAUGUUGCUGUAAGGCAUCGAUGGUUAGGUGUCUGGUGUAACUUUAUUAACUGGAGUGACUGAAAGACUUCGGUCUUCAUUGUUAGCUUAGCAGUGUUUGUGUUUGUUUCUUGCGGCACACCAAACUUUGAAAAAACACGCACAAAUGUUAAAUAUGCAUGAUGUAUGUCUUAAACAGUCUCUCUCCCUUUCUCUCUCUCUCUCUCUCUCUCUCUCUCUCUCACUCUCACACACACACACACACACACACACGCACACACACACACACACACACACACACUCCAAUAUACAUAUUAUAUCUAUAUUUAAAUACACACUACAAUAAAGAGGUCAUUAUUAUCCCUGUGUCA
Ictalurus furcatus (blue catfish) is the source of this 1992-nucleotide messenger RNA. RefSeq names its product adenosine kinase b (gene adkb). Gene Ontology annotation, molecular function: adenosine kinase activity. Gene Ontology annotation, cellular component: cytosol; nucleus. Gene Ontology annotation, biological process: purine ribonucleoside salvage. The record is from RefSeq and is a predicted model, not a curated record. The transcript has 12 exons. Bases 145 to 1260 code for a protein of 371 amino acids. Lineage: Eukaryota; Metazoa; Chordata; Actinopteri; Siluriformes; Ictaluridae.